Molecule: messenger RNA, 1458 nt
Organism: Penicillium manginii
Lineage: Eukaryota; Fungi; Ascomycota; Eurotiomycetes; Eurotiales; Aspergillaceae
Product: major facilitator superfamily domain-containing protein
Exons: 2
Coding region: 1-1458 (485 amino acids)
Biological process (GO): transmembrane transport
Molecular function (GO): transmembrane transporter activity
Source: RefSeq, a predicted model, not a curated record
AUGAAAGACGCCGAAAUGAAAAUAGAAAGUGUCGGUUCCGAUGCUACGGUCGAGCAACUGGAGUCUGCCCUGUCUUCCACCCCAAAAGACGCCGCUGAUCAAUAUACCCCUCUGGAUUGGGCACUCUGGCGAAAGUACUACAUUGUGGCUCUGGUCUCAACUUUCACGCUGAUGGCCCAGAUGGGUUCAGCGCUGGUCAACCCAUCAUUUGUCACGAUUGCGUCAGACCUCCAUGUUACUGUCGAGGAGGCAUCGUACUCCAUUACCAUUUAUAUGCUUUUCGCCGGCGUUUUUCCUCUGUUCAUCGCACCUUUCGCCAAUGUCUACGGGCGACGCCCUCUGUAUCUUCUUUUCACCAUUUUGUCCAUUGUUGGCUUUAUUGUGGCUGCAGUUUCACCAUCAUGGGGAGGACUCAUUGCUGGUCGUGUCAUUAGCGCCAUUGGAUGCAGUAUUCCGCUGGGGAUCGGAGCUGCAACUAUCUGCGAUCUCUUCCCGCAAGGACAGCGAGGAUUACCUAUGGGCAUAUUUGCCUGGGCAACAACCAACGGUCCUCACAUUGCGCCACUGGCUGGAGGUUACAUUUCACAAGCAUACGGCUGGAGAUGGUGCAAUUGGAUUUCGGCAAUAAUUGAAGGUGGCUUGCUGCUGUUGGCCAUUUUCACUCUUCCCGAAACCCUCGUCUCGGACGACCCGGAUGGGGAGGCCAAGCGUUCUGCGAUGCAGAGGAUGCUCUAUUUUGGCAAAAUCGUUGAUUGUCGAAUUCAACUCAGAGACUUCUUUCUGCCACUAAGGCUGAUGAAAUACGCAGCAGUCACGCUACCUUGUAUAAUGUACAUGGUAAAUCUUUCUUACGGCAGUCCUCUUUUCGCAGUCACCGGAUCUUUCAUCUCUGCCAGUGUUUACCACUUCGAUCUCGGACAAACCGGCCUUUUUCUUGGGCUACCACUCACAGUGGGUUGUGUGCUUGGCGAGCUAUCGGCGGGAUGGGUCAGUGAUCUCAUCAUCAACACUUAUGCUAGAUAUCACGGUGGAUAUCGAAAGGCCGAGGCCCGCCUAUACCUAUUACCCUUGGUUUUUCUUACUGCAAUUGGCACUGCCACAUUUGGUUACUGUAUCGAAGAAAGAAAACCAUGGAUCCAGGCUGCUGUCUGCAUGGCGGUCUCGGGAUUCGGAACGCAAAUCGCGACAACUGUCACUUAUACAUAUUGCUGUGACUCGUAUCCAAGCCAGUCCAGUGAUGUCAGUGUUGUUAUCAAUCUUUUGAAAUCACUUUUCGCAUUCAACGUCGGUUUCUACGCACUCCCAACAGCAGAUCAGUUGGGAUUCACAGCAGGAUUUAGUAUCUUCGCUGCGAUUAGCGCCGCGGUAACUAUCCCAGUGUUUAUCUUGAUCAUCUACGGGGAAAAAAUCAGGCGCACACAGGGAAAUCCGAAUUCAAGUGCCAGUAAUUCCCAGUGA